Messenger RNA from Caenorhabditis elegans, 533 nucleotides. RefSeq names its product SKN-1 Dependent Zygotic transcript (gene sdz-7). Bases 79 to 411 code for a protein of 110 amino acids. The transcript is spliced from 4 exons. Lineage: Eukaryota; Metazoa; Nematoda; Chromadorea; Rhabditida; Rhabditidae. The record is from RefSeq and is marked reviewed.
GUGCAUUUGCGUAUCUUGAAUAGGUUAUUGCCUCAUUCACAACUACCCCUCUUAUCUAUUUUUUUUUGUUCUCUUAAAAUGACUUCUGCUACCACAACUCCUAGAACUCCACGAUUGCUCUCUUCCAGAGAAAUGCAAAAUAUUGAGGGCAAACUAAGAUGCCUUCAAACUUUGCUACAAAAUCCGAAAACCUCCGCCAUUGAGGAGCUCAAAAAGCCUGUCAGAUCCUUAUCUCAUAACCUGAAUACUAUUUUGAAUUUGGGAAGAACUUCGUACAAAGUGGAAGUCAGAAAGCGUCUGGAAGGAGCAUUCAAAGCCACAAGUGAGCUCGAGGAGUUGGUGAUUCGCGUGGCUGUCGGCGGAGAAAAUAUCGAUGACGUCAGAGCUCAGCAGAAGAGCAGGAAACUCUAGAAGCUUAAUUUUAUGUUGUAGUUUUUUUUAAAUUUUAAUAAUCUGACUUUAAUUCCAUUUAAUUCCAUUGAUCCAGUUAUCAUUACAUUUAAAUAAAAUAGUUAAUUUUUCAAAAAAAAACG